Molecule: messenger RNA, 1060 nt
Organism: Dalotia coriaria
Lineage: Eukaryota; Metazoa; Arthropoda; Insecta; Coleoptera; Staphylinidae
Exons: 4
Coding region: 94-720 (208 amino acids)
Source: RefSeq, a predicted model, not a curated record
GUCAUCAUCAUCAUCAUCAUCAUCAUAGGCGCUUGUGAUUAGUACUCAGUGAAAACACCGUUUUAUUAGUUCAUGUUUUAGUUUAAUUAAAUAAUGUGGCGAGUAAAAAUAUUUAUUUUGGUGAUGUGUGUUUCAGUUUUUGGAAAAUCAAUAAAAAAAAGACAAUUAUUCAGAGAGCAGUUAUCACCACACAUGGGUGGAAAGGUACCGGAAGCAGCCUUUCAACGGGAUCGUUUAGCACUUAAUCAGUUGAAUGCUCGUGGGAUUUACAGCACUUCCGGAAUUUACCUGGAACAUCACUCGGAUAAAUCACCAAAGAGUCAUCAACAUAUUAAAACAAUGCAGGUACCUGCACCUGAAGAAGAUCGUUACGUAGCACCGGAGGGAAGAUAUCAUUAUCACACGCCCCCCACGUUGGACACGACGUACGUGAUUAGAGAACCAGUGCAGGUGCCAAUUACGCCCAACCUCCGUUAUCACCCCCAGCCGCAUCCACCCUACGAUUCACUAAAACUAGCUGGGUACUACCGUGGUAUGCGAAGUCAAACUGCCCAUACAGGUGGCGCCACUGCGCUGCUAGGUUAUAACCAGUGGACGUAUGCAAAUGGCAAUGGUAAUGUGUACGGUGGGCAGCGUAACGACAUCGACGACGAUUUUGAAGUACAAGCGAAAAAAGAGUACGAGCCGUACUUGAAAAAACUUCACGAGGUUGAUAAAUAACACUGCUGACUCAACAAGGGAUGGACAUUGGACAGCGGCGGAAAAACAAAAAAGUGGAAAAGCGGAAAACCGGAAAAAAGAACAUUGACGUUUAAUAAGUGACGGUGCUUGGUCGGGUUUGGAGCGAACGAAUUGACUUAAUUUUAGUUUUGAGUAUGCUAUCUAUUUACUUUUACAGGAUCAACAUAAUAUACAGGAUGUUAAGAGAAUAUUAAGAGGUUAAAAGUAUUUUUUUUGUUUUGUGUUUUUCAUGCACAAAUUUUUAAUUUUUUGAUAAUAUUUAUAUAUCAGUGGAUAAUGUUUUUAAUCUAGUUUUAAAUAAAAUUAGAAUUUUUGUUUU